AAAAGCGGAUGUUCUCGUAGUGAAAAGCGCAUAAACGUGAUCAUUUCUAAACCAGCAGCCGCCAAGAAUGAUUUUUCAUUCUGCUGGAAAAUAUUCAAAAUUCAAUCGUUGAAACUAAAUGUGACCAAAAGUGAGUGAGUAAUCAAGCUAUUCUUCGAUUGAAUUUAUCAAUAGCAAAAAAAGUGUGAUAAACCUAGCGUAAUCUGGUGAAAUUUCGUUCAGAAUUAACCUAACCUCACAAAUAGAAUUGAUUUCACCAUAUCGAGCUAUGGGGCGCGGUAGACCGAAACGUGAAAAUCCUUCCAACGGAGACGCGCCAGCAGCUAAAGUGGCUCGAUCCAGCACCACUAAAUUUGAACUUCCCCUGCCUGUUCUACCCAAGCCAUGCGGAAAUGUUCUUUCUUGUGGUCAGGGUGAAGUUGGACAGCUUGGUCUGGGGGAAGAUGUAAUGGAAAAGACACGACCGGCCAUGAUCGACAGGCUGAAGGACAUCGUUGACAUAUCAGCUGGUGGAAUGCACAACCUAUGCCUCACCCGGCGGGGGGAGGUGUUUUCCUUCGGAUGCAACGACGAAGGUGCCCUGGGCAGAGAGACGGCCGACGAAGAGGGUUCGGAAUUUUUACCGCGUAAAAUUGCACUCCCGUCGGAGUGUCUGAAGAUAUCAGCCGGAGAUUCACAUUCCGCAUGUCUGCUCAACGAUGGACGCGUCUACGCUUGGGGCUCGUUUCGGGAUUCACACGGAAACAUGGGUCUGACGUUGGAAGGAAACAAGCGUCUACCAGUUGAGGUGGUUCGUGGCCUCAAGUCAGUUGACAUUGCAUCCGGUGGGGACCACUUGGUGAUUCUGAGCGAAAACGGUUACGUCUAUACGGUCGGUUGCGCUGAACAGGGUCAGCUUGGACGAAUUUCUACACGUGCCGCAUCUGGUGAAUCUCGACGAGGUAAAACUGACCUUCUACAGCCCGGUGUUGUUACAUUGAGGGGAAAGAAAAUUCUAGCAGAUGCCAUCUGGGCCUCGACCUACUGCACCUUCUGCCGAGAUCGCAAUACCGCCAAAAUAUAUGCCUUCGGUUUGAAUAAUUACUGUCAGCUAGGCAUUCCGAAUCCCAGCGAAAAUGUCGUUAAACCGGUAUUUGUACCGGAGCAGACGAGUUUCACAGAUGUGAAAACAAUCGCCGGAGGACAACAUCACACGUUGAUUUUAAAGAACGACAACAAAGUGCACGUGAUUGGCCGUAAGGAGUACGGUCGACUAGGACUAGGCAAUGUUUCGGAAGAUGCCAAAACGGUGACCGCAGUUGGUACCUUAGCUGAUAAGAAUGUGGUUGAGAUUUGCUGCGGAGAAAGCACAUCGUUCGCUGUGACCGAUAAGGGAGAAGUAUUUGCAUGGGGCAUGGGCUCGAAUCAGCAGUUGGGAACCGGAAGCGAGGACGAUGAAAUAACACCGGUACAAAUCAGCAGCAAACAGGUACAAGGCAAACGGAUUCUCAAGGUUUCCAGUGGUGGCCAGCACAGUUUGUUCCUGGUUGAAGAGAAGCCAACCAAGGAUCCAACGCCCGUGCCGGAAGCUCAGCCCACAGAACAACCGGAGGAAGAGAAAUCUAAAACCAAUGGUGAUACCGAUAAAGCCUCGACUUCGACCACGAAGGACGACGGUGUGAACGGUGGUUCUAAGAGCCAAGAGGAAGAUGAGAAAGAAUCGACAAGUGGUGAGACUGAUGAAGUUGCGAAGAAGCCAGCCGGGCGGGGACGCAAGCGAAAGCUGUGAAUGCAGAAGAAGAGGAAUCGCUUCUUCAAAUAGUUAGACCUGUUCAGUACUAGGGAUUUUUUAGGUUAGUUAGAGAAAGGAACAAUACUUCUAGAAACUAAGUGUUUAGUUUUGUAAACAAUCAUUUUAUCAUUUCAUGGUAAUCGUCUUAUUAGACGAUGUUCUUUC
Molecule: messenger RNA, 1936 nt
Organism: Ochlerotatus camptorhynchus
Lineage: Eukaryota; Metazoa; Arthropoda; Insecta; Diptera; Culicidae
Gene: Rcc1
Product: Regulator of chromosome condensation 1
Exons: 4
Coding region: 269-1768 (499 amino acids)
Cellular component (GO): cytoplasm
Molecular function (GO): guanyl-nucleotide exchange factor activity
Source: RefSeq, a predicted model, not a curated record